UAUCUUCUCAAACUAAAAGUGAGAUGUUCAUAAAGCCAUUCUGACAAUUUAAUAUUUGGGAUAUUUUUUUUUCUAGUUUAGAAACCUCCAGGCUUUCAAAGGUAUUAAAUAUAUCUAGCGAUAACAAACUCCAUGCUAACUUUUAAAAGUCACAUACAGAGUUGGAAAAUCAAAUUCUUGUUCCCAUGGAAAAUCCAAUACUUAGAAGAGACAAGUAAUUCUAGUUUUAGAAUUAACUUUCAAAAUUGGAUCAGAAUAUUCAGUUUCAACACACUUUAGGCUACUGUUAUUCUUCAUGUUGAGAGUCACUUAUGUGGGAUAUUAAAGUAAAAACUGAGCAAAUCUAAAAUUACACCAUGGAUGUAAAAUUACCCAUGGGACGUUUGUUUUUUUUCUCAAAGUUUUCAACUGAGGUCUACACAUUCCUGCUCAAAUUGCAUCAUUUAGGAUAGUGGUGAGAUUCUGUGAAAAAUGUUUACAGCAAGGAUUAUUUGUAAGAAAAAUCCAUUGAAAAUGUUAUGUACGCGCACACAUUCUUGCUUUAAAUGACAGGUAUCCGAAAGUGCAGGCUAAAAUGCAAGAGGAAGUGGAUAGGAUUGUUGGAAGAGACCGUCUGCCGUGUGUUGAAGAUCAGCCUCACCUGCCCUACAUCAUGGCUUUCCUGUACGAAUCCAUGCGUUUCAGCAGCUUUGUGCCUGUGACUAUCCCGCACGCCACCACAACCAACACCUUCAUCAUGGGCUACCUCAUUCCCAAGGACACCGUCAUCUUUGUCAAUCAGUGGUCGGUGAAUCACGACCCAGCAAAAUGGUCCAACCCGGAGGAUUUUGAUCCAACAAGAUUCCUGGAUGAGAACGGGUUCAUCAAUAAAGAUCUCACUAGCAGCGUGAUGAUUUUCUCCUUGGGAAAGCGUCGGUGUAUUGGAGAGGAGUUGUCCAAGGUGCAGCUCUUUCUCUUUACCUCCAUACUGGUGCAUCAGUGCAAUUUUACUGCUAAUCCAAACGAGGACCCUAAAAUGGACUUUACCUACGGGCUGACCAUUAAACCUAAGCCCUUCACCUUGAAUGUUACGCUUAGAGGUACGAUGGAUUUGCUAGAUCAGGCUGUCCAAAGACUACAAGCAGAGAAAGCAGCCAGUGAAAGUCAGCUGUCAGCAAAUGCCUAAGCAAUAAAACCUUGCAUCUAUGGAUAAUCUCCCUCUCUUUUUAGAUUUGUAUAACUCAGAGCUUGUUCUGGUAAUAUUUUUGGUACGUAGCCAAUAUUACACAUUAUAAAAGCAGGAAGAAAAGUUGCACAAGGUAUAUUUCAGUCAUCUUUUUAAUUCUAGAAGGAGAGCCAGGGGAACAAUAUAUUAAAUGGUAAAACAUAUGCAAUUUGAAAGUAAGCCUUUUCUUUUCUAGCUUGUUCACAGAAGUUAUCAUUGUAAAGUGCUUUUUAUCUACUGACUGGUUGGAGCAUCUCCAGGAACUGUCUCUAUAAUCCUUUCCAUGUCUCCAUCCACGAUGCCUUAACUCUAAGUUUGCCUUCAGUGACUCCACAUUCAGAAGUGAAAUUUCUUAUUAAAAACAAACAAAAGCAGGUGCUCAGAACACUGCAGCCUGCUUCUGAA
Molecule: messenger RNA, 1609 nt
Organism: Cyanistes caeruleus (blue tit)
Lineage: Eukaryota; Metazoa; Chordata; Aves; Passeriformes; Paridae
Source: RefSeq, a predicted model, not a curated record